Molecule: messenger RNA, 1042 nt
Organism: Zootermopsis nevadensis
Lineage: Eukaryota; Metazoa; Arthropoda; Insecta; Blattodea; Termopsidae
Product: exosome complex component MTR3
Biological process (GO): nuclear mRNA surveillance; rRNA catabolic process; U4 snRNA 3'-end processing
Cellular component (GO): nuclear exosome (RNase complex); cytoplasmic exosome (RNase complex); nucleolus
Molecular function (GO): RNA binding
Source: RefSeq, a predicted model, not a curated record
AUGACCAGUUUAAAACUGUGCCAGCAAAGAUUUAUACGCAUGUCUGUCUUGUGGUGAGAUGCAUGCGUCACCUCUUGUUUUGUUUCAAACAUGCCGACAGACAGUAGACGUUUGCAAGGACCAGAAAAUACAACUGCUUAUACGUUAUAUUUACCUAACAGUAAAAGUUAUAAUGACUUAGUAGGUGAAAUAAUUACAAGUGAUGAAAAGAGGAAAGAUGGGCGGAAAUUAUACGAGCAACGACGCAUUUUUGUGAAAACCGGAGUUAUAAGUCAGGCCAAAGGUUCAGCUUAUUUAGAACAGAAUAAUACCAAAGUCGUGUGUUCUGUAUUUGACCCACGUGAAAUUCCACGUAAAUCGGAUUAUAGUGUCAACGGAGAAUUGUAUUGUGAGUUCAAAUUUGCUCCAUUCUCCUGCAUAAAGUGGAGAAGUCAUCAGCCGGACACCCAGGAAAAGGAAUGCAGUUUAAUUUUACGUAGAGCAUUAGAACCUGCUGUUUGUCGUCAUGAGUUUCCCAAUUUCCAAGUCGAUGUGUAUGCAUUGGUUCUGGAAAAUGAUGGCUCAGCUCUUGCUGCUUCUAUCACAUGUGCUGGAUUAGCAUUAGCAGAUGCCAGUGUUCCUAUGUAUGAUCUUGUAGUAGCAGCAACCUUGGGGAUUCAUGGUGAUAAAAAAUUUAUGGAUCCAUCAGUAGAGGAAGAAUUCCUUUGUAACAUACCACCACCUGAUGGAAAGUCAUGUAACCAUGGUAUAAUCACUGCUGCCUUCUCACCAGCCCAUCAGCAGCUGUCUGAAUUUACACAGUCAGGAGCAAUGGAUAUUGAUUGUGUUACAUCUUCUAUACAGCUUCUGAGAGAAGCAUGUGAAACUAUAUAUCCUCUGUCACAGCAUUGUAUUCUUAAAAGUGUCACAAAGAUGCUCAAGAAGAAGCAAACAGAAACAAAGUUAGAUCUCAAUAGUGAUCGAAUUGCAUGUUAAGACAAGCAGAAAGGGAAAAAAACCUUCAAAUUGCUUUUGGAUACAAUAAAGUUAAUAAUUGUAAUUA